Lepus europaeus (European hare) is the source of this 3733-nucleotide messenger RNA. It is a transcript of the gene ITPRIP, whose product is annotated as inositol 1,4,5-trisphosphate receptor interacting protein. Lineage: Eukaryota; Metazoa; Chordata; Mammalia; Lagomorpha; Leporidae. The record is from RefSeq and is a predicted model, not a curated record. Gene Ontology annotation, molecular function: protein kinase inhibitor activity. Bases 92 to 1753 code for a protein of 553 amino acids. Gene Ontology annotation, cellular component: membrane. The transcript is spliced from 2 exons.
GCGCCGCAGCCGCCGGCCGGCCCGCAGACUCCGGCGCCCGCGCCCCCGAUCCGCGCGCAGAGCAGCCCCAGGCCGCACGAGAGCUCCCGCCAUGGCCAUGGGGCUCUUCCGGGUGUGCCUGGUGGUGGUGACGGCCAUCAUCAACCACCCGCUGCUGUUCCCGCGGGAGAACACCACCAUCCCUGAGAACGAGGAGGAGAUCAUCCGCAAGAUGCAGGCACACCAGGAGAAGCUGCAGCUGGAGCAGCUGCGCCUGGAGGAGGAGGUGGCACGGCUGGCGGCCGAGAAGGAGGCCCUGGAGCAGGUAGCGGAGGAAGCGCAGCAGCCGAACGACACCCGCGCAGCCUGGGACCUCUGGAGCACCCUCUGUAUGAUCCUCUUCCUCAUCAUCGAGGUGUGGCGGCAGGACCACCAGGACGGGCCCUCCCUUGAGUGCCCGGGCGGCGAUGAGGAUGAGCUGCCCGGGCUAGGGGGCACCCCGCUGCGGGGCCUCACCCUGCCCAACAAGGCCACCCUCAGCCACUUCUAUGAGCGCUGCAUCCGGACAGCCACGGCCGACGCUGCUCGCACCCGGGAGUUCGUGGAAGGCUUUGUGGAUGACCUGCUGGAAGCCCUGCGGAGCCUCUGCAACAGGGACAGUGACAUGGAGGUAGAGGACUUCAUCGGCGUGGACAGCAUGUACGAGAACUGGCAGGUGGACAGGCCACUGCUCUGCCACCUCUUUGUGCCCUUCACGCCCCCGGAGCCGCACCGCUUCCACCCAGAGCUCUGGUGCUCCAGCCACCCGGUGCCCCUGGAUCGCCAGGGCUAUGCCCAGAUCAAAGUGGUCCGGGCCGACGGAGAUGCCCAGGGCUGCGUCUGCGGCAAGACCAAGCUCGGGGAAGACAUGCUGUGUCUCCUCCACGGCAAGAACAAGACGACGCAGCCCGAAGACAGCCGUAUGGAAGACCUGCUGUGUGCCAGAGAGUCCCCGUACCUGGACACCAUGCAGGUCAUGAAGUGGUUCCAGACGGCCCUCACCAGAGCCUGGCACCGCAUCGCCCACAAGUACGAGUUCGACCUGGCCUUUGGCCAGCUGGACACCCCAGGGUCUCUCAAGAUCAAGUUCCGCUCGGGGAAGUUCAUGCCCUUCCACCUGAUCCCUGCGAUCCAGUGUGACGACUCGGACCUGUACUUUGUCUCCCACCUUCCCAGGGAGUCUUCCGGGGAGACCACGGCCUGCAGCACGGACUGGCUCCUGUCCUUUGCGGUCUACGAGCGCCACUUCCUGAGGAUGAUGCUGAAGGCCUUACCGGAGGGCGCCUGCCACCUGAGCUGCCUGCAGAUCGCCUGCUUCCUGCUGUCCAAGCAGAGCCGUCUGACGGGCCCCAGCGGGCUCAGCAGCUACCACCUGAAGACGGCCCUGCUGCACCUGCUGCUCUCCCGGCGGGCCGCCGACUGGCAGGCCGCGCAGCUCGCCGCACGUCUGCACGAGCUGCUGUGCUUCCUGGAGAAGAGCCUGCUGGAGAAGAAGCUCCAUCACUUCUUCCUCGGCAACCGCAAGGUGCCCGAGGCUGUGGGACUCCCGGAGGCCAUGCACAGGGCCGAGCCUCUCAACCUGUUCCGACCCUUCGUCCUGCAGCGAAGUCUCUACCGUAAGACAGUGGACUCCUUCUACGAGAUGCUGAAGAAUGCCCCGGCACUUGUGACCGAGUAUUCCCUACACGUCCCCUCAGACCAUACCAUCCUGCCCCCAAAAGCUGUCGUCCUGUAGAGCACGUGGCACUUGAGGGCCAGGAUGGGGGGCCUCUCACGUCCACAGCCCAUGGUACCUGCAAGCCCCGUCCUGGGAACACGGCAGGCUUGGCUGGAGCCGAGGUUCAGCCUGCCACGAAGCCGGGCCCUAUACCGUGUAGACAAAACAGAAUAGCAGCUGGUUCACUCUCGUGCCAUUGGGGCCUGCUGGCUAUAGGCGGCCGGGGUUUGGAGACUGAGUCUGUGCAGUGUACUUUGGGAGCACCUCGGGUGGCCGAGAUGAGUGACAGGACACUCUGGACCCCGAGUUGGAGCGAAUACAAAUGUUGAUUUGGGUACAAUUCAUUCCGCUCGUCAGGAGAGGAUCUACGAGUGAGCUGGCAGAGACCCAGGUUAAGACCUGGCACACCUGUCUCCUGGGACCCCUGGCUCAGCCCUCCAGGCCAAACCCCUGACAGACAGAGGUGGGACUUCCCAGCCUUUGAUCCUUAUGCUGCACAACAGUUGGGGUCCCAUGGCGACUGCCACUUUCUGUUCUUUAUGCUAUUUGGAGAAAAGACUCAGUGACCCAUGAAUGUUUCCACUCCGCAGAACUGGGUCCUUGGUGGCAGAGAGGAGCUGAGAGUUGGCCACCUUGUUAACUACAGGAGUGUCCUCUUCUCCAGUGUGCUGUAGCCUGAGCACUGGUGGGUGCCCUUUACGUGCUGGGUGCCCGCUCAGCGGCCGCUCGCCUUUCUGUCUGUCCUGGCCAGUGCUGGUCUCUGUGACUGCCCAUCCAUGGCAGAGGCAGGACACUGCCAAAGGUGGAGGCUGGUCCCAAGAGAGGCACAAAGAGACAGGGCAAGGGACAGAGCCCAGUACCACAAUGCUGAGGUCUGCUUGUGAUCUGGCCCGGUACAAAAUCGCAGAGCCAGAGGGUGAGGGCUGCUACAGCCUGGGUGGUCCUUGGGGCCCCAAUCCUAGGGCUCGGCCUGCUUGGCACCACGAGCACCAGCCUGCAGGCCUCAGACCACCCCCUCCCCCAGUUCCUCACUGCACAGGACCCACCCUUUGUCCAUGGGCCUUGCUGACCACACAGAUGACCAGACCCAAAGAGCCCAGCAGAGGGGACCCAGAGAGACAUCCUUGUCAGCACAGCCACCUGAGGCCGCCUCAGCCCCCUGGGGACUGUGCACAGAGGGCUGCAUCUCUGGGCCUGCUUCAGGAGGGCCCAGCAGCCUGUGCACCUCCACUGUGGCUUCACUGGCCCUCAGGAGUGCCCCUGUCACCUUUGCCUGAGUAACCCUCACAGGGGACCAAAGUAGGAGGAGGACGCAAGAGCAGGGAGCGCAGCCACACCCGCACUUUCCUGCCAGCAUCUGACCCGGCCACGCCUCCCAAACAGCAUAACCAAGUGGACAGGGUGCCCGGACGAGCUCUCACCCAGCCUCAGAAAGCUCUGGAAGGUGGACCGUGGGCAUGCCAGGAGACUCGGCAGUGACCGGGGCCACGGGGCCUGUGGGAAGUCCCGCUGUGUGACCUGAACAGGUGCUGGGUCUGCCUGUCUGAAGUCACAACCGCCAGCCGGUCGCCCCUGGGAAUGCACCUGCUCAAGUGCACCUCUUCCAACAGCCCCGAGCCCCCUCUCUGUUCCAUCAGGACUCAUUUCCAGAACCAGAAUCGUUUUCCUUAUUUAUUACUACCUGUGCCUUGCCCCCUCUUCAUCUGUAUCCCGUUGUGCUUUGAAGAGACCCCAGUAACCGAGAGCCGACAGCCAGGAGCCAAGCCUGAGCCUGGAUCUCCCCCGGCCUCCCCUGUGCUGCACAGAAUCCCUUCCGGCUUCUUGUUUAUGCAGACAACAGGACUCGGUGGGAAACAGGCAUCUUUUAUGCACCAGCGCUGCUUCUGAGGCAGAGGCAGACGGCAGUGGGGCUCCGGGCGCCUCAUGCUGCCUUAUUUAUACUAAGCGGAGAAUUAAAUUCUUACAAGGAGUAGAAACAGUCAUGGUGUUUGUUCUUAC